AUGCUUUCUGCUCUUCGAGGGACGUCCACCGAAAUUUUGCAGAGAUAUGCCCAGUCUCCUCCUACUGUCUCUCUCAACCUUGCCUCUCUAUUAUCUUUCGGUCGACCGGCAACAUCAAGUUCAGUCCUUUCCUCUGUAGCUAUUGCACUGGAAGAGAUUCCUCGACGACUGGCAAUGCGGGUUCACUCACUUCAAUCACUACCAUUCAUUGUUGGGACCAAUCCAUACAUUGCCAACACACUCAAUGCCUAUCGCGACAGCUUUCAGUUACUUGCGACUUAUCCUCCAGUGAAAACGCUUGAGGACAACAAACGCUUCACGCUUCAGCUAGAAGCGUUAGUGCAAAGGCAUGCCAACGAUAUUCCCACGAUGGCGAAAGGUUUUCUGGAGAGUGCAAAGUAUAUGUCGCCAACACAAAUCAGCAACUUUCUUGACGGCGCAAUCCAGAAUCGAAUAUCGGUGAGACUGAUAGCGGAGCAGCACAUCGCUGUUUCACGAGCAUUAGAAGAAGCAUCAACAGGCGAAAUCGGCGUUGUCGACACUAAUCUGAGAGUCGAGCGAAUGAUUCGUAUGUGCGAGUCUUAUGUUGCCGAGUUGUGCUCUGCCACCCUGGGCGCAAGUCCGUCGGUUGUAAUUGAUGGAGAGGUCGACGCAACGUUUGCAUAUGUUCCCGUCCACCUCGAAUACAUGCUGACGGAAAUAUUAAAGAACUCGUUCCGAGCGACGGUAGAGCACCAUAAAAAGGCACUGCCGCCUGUGCGGAUAACGUUGGCGCCCGACAUGGCGCGCAUUUUCUCGUAUGCAUUCACCACCGCGAAGAGCAAUGACGACGAAGAUGCUGGUGGCGGACCAUAUGCAGCCCAGCAUGUUGGAGGACUCGCUAAUAUUGGCGGAGACGAUCCACAUCUCUUCAGCGAAAUAACAUCCAAAGGACUGCAAACUGGGCUCGGCUCUAUCGCAGGGUUGGGUUACGGUCUUCCUAUGAGUAAACUAUACGCCAAGUAUUUUGGCGGCUCUCUGGAGCUCGUGUCGUUGGAGGGGUGGGGCAGCGAUGUGUUUCUCAAAUUACGAUGUCUCUCAGACGAAGCCGGAAGCUCUGUUAUCUGA
Messenger RNA from Mycena indigotica, 1107 nucleotides. Its product is annotated as Protein-serine/threonine kinase. Gene Ontology annotation, molecular function: pyruvate dehydrogenase (acetyl-transferring) kinase activity. Gene Ontology annotation, cellular component: mitochondrion. The transcript has 12 exons. The record is from RefSeq and is a predicted model, not a curated record. Gene Ontology annotation, biological process: protein phosphorylation; regulation of glucose metabolic process. Bases 1 to 1107 code for a protein of 368 amino acids. Lineage: Eukaryota; Fungi; Basidiomycota; Agaricomycetes; Agaricales; Mycenaceae.